Molecule: messenger RNA, 1773 nt
Organism: Penicillium daleae
Lineage: Eukaryota; Fungi; Ascomycota; Eurotiomycetes; Eurotiales; Aspergillaceae
Product: homeobox domain-containing protein
Exons: 2
Coding region: 1-1773 (590 amino acids)
Biological process (GO): regulation of DNA-templated transcription
Molecular function (GO): DNA binding
Source: RefSeq, a predicted model, not a curated record
AUGGACUCGCAGCCGCCUUCCGACCCUGAACCUGCUACGGCUUCGUCCCGGCACUUGCCACAGUCACUCCCAGACUCGGGUCUCCAGAGCAUAUUCGAUGCCGAAAUCCCCGGGGGCUGGUCACUGGACGACCCCACUGCUGACUGGAGUGCCUUGAAUGAUUUCUAUUUUUGCUCGUCCGAGCCCACCAACCUAGAUUGGCCCCAAUGGACGGGUCUCGAAGCCAAUCAAGACUUCACGUCGCCUACCGGGGAGAACAAUGCAGAGCCGCAGACUACCCAUGUUGCACAAGAGUCUGUUCAACUUCCACAAGCUGAGAGCUCUACGUCUGGACUCAAUUUCGGAGGUAUUGGAAAUGUUUCCCAGUGGCUUGAUGGGGCCUAUAGGCCUCCGGUCCCUUGCAGUCAUUGUCGCAAACAUCGACUUCAGUGUCUGAUUAUACGCACCACAUCCGCAAAUCCAAAUCCAGUCACUUCAUGUUCAAGCUGUGUAGCUCUAUUCCGAGAAUGCAGUCUUGCAAAGGGAGAAAAACGUGUCGCAGCUGGCUUUGAGACCUACACCCCAGUUUUAGGCCACCUACACGGACUGCCUGAGCAUACAGAGGAUAGGGGAGAGGAACGAAAAGAAUCUAAGCAAUUCGUUCGAAAGGGAGCCAGGGUCUUGCGAGAAUGGUUCUAUCAGCACCAGGAAUGCCCCUACCCUGAUGACGAUGAGAAAGCCCAACUGUCUCGUGAAACAGGAUUUUCUCAAAAGCGUUUGUCAACAUGGUUUGCAAAUGCCCGCCGACGGCAAAAGCAGAAAAUCCAGUCAGCCAAUCUUGCAUCCACCACCUACAUCAGGGCUGGCUCGCCUCUCGUGACGAGCACUUUGAGCUCAAUGACUCCUAUGGAACGGUGGCAGGCAUCGCCACCAGAGGAUGAAUCUGUCUCUGCAUCAGUGAUCCAAGAAGCUAUCGCUUCGGGCACGGGCGAAUGCCAUCCUUUGGAAGACCCGUUUCAGUUUGACGGUUCUCAUAUGGACCUAUUCAAUUUCGAUGAGACUUCAUCCCACCUUGCAUCUUCUAUCUCAAGCUUGGGAAGUAGGGCAUCAGAGACGUCAGAGAGUGUCUCAUCUGCAUGGAGCUAUCAGUCCGGCGGGGAAGGAGGAAGAAGCACAUUUCCACGACCUCCACAAACAAGGAGACCUCGCCGCCGAGCGCAUUUACGCCAACGAUCCAAUGGAGAAGAGUAUCAAUAUCAGUGCACUUUCUGCACACAGUCGUUCAAGAAACGACAUGACUGGACUCGACAUGAAAAGAGUGUACACCUUCAACUGGACUCUUGGGUGUGCACACCCAAUCUUAUCGAAUUGCAGCAGCAGUGGAGCUCGCAGCUGGUAGGGUGCAUCUUCUGCGACACCCCAUUCCCCCCAUCUACUCACUGGGAAGAGCAUGAGUUUCACAUAUGUGCCGGGAAGUCCGUGACUGAGCGUUCCUUCAGUCGGAAGGAUUACCUUUGGCAGCACCUGCGCAAGUUCCAUGGGUGCACAAAACCCCCGGUUCUAGAUCUUGAUGCAUGGCGUGACACUGGUGCAAACGUUCAAAGCCGGUGUGGAUUCUGCGAGAUUACCAUGCCUACUUGGGCGGUUCGAGUUCAGCACUUAGCGGAGCACUUCAAGAAUGGGGCACGUAUGGAUCAAUGGGUCGGUGACUGGGGAUUGGACUCAAUGGCCAUGGAGGCGCUGCGGAAUGCUCUUUUGCCGUCUCAACGGGCUAUUGUCGGCAUUUCGACCUGA